UUGCCCUUGAUCGGAAUUGUAGGCGGCAAAGAGGAAAGGCACCACGACAUCAACGAGUGAGGAUACGUGCCUUCCCACCCUUAUCUCCUUAUCGUUGCCCCUCGUUCGAGUAAUAAAGAGGCAUCGCCAUGGAGCCGUGGCCGCUGGCAAGGUAGGCAAAGCGUUGUCAUUUUGAUCGCGAGGACCCUGUCCGCUGCCCUACAUAUAACUGGCGGCCCUAGUCUCCCAUCAUUCCAUUCAACUACCCUCUACUGAUUCAUUCAUCAUUCAUCAACUUGCUCGUUAUUGCCGACGGCAAUCAUGGUUCUUGAGCGAGUCAAGCAGUUGGCACAGCAGGUGUCCAACACCGUCUCCCCUCCUCAUCCUUUGGACCCUCUUUCUUCUCUUGAGAUUGACACUGCUGUCUCGAUACUUCGCAAGGAACACGGCAAACUCUACUACAAUGCCGUUACACUUUUGGAACCUCCCAAGAAGGUAAUGCUGGCAUGGUUGGCGGAUCCUGCCCACACCAAGAGACCUGCUCGUAUUGCCGACAUCGUCGUCAUUACCACCGACGGCAAAGUCUACGACGGGCAUGUCGAUCUUACUGAGCAGAAGGUUCUCAAGUGGGAAGCGACGCCCGGUGUUCAGCCAUUGAUCACCAUGGAAGACCUAAACGCCGUGGAAAUGACCAUGCGGAAAGAUCCUAAAGUGAUCGAGCAGUGCGGUAUCAUUGGCAUCCCUCCUGAGGACAUGUACAAGGUCUACUGUGAUCCCUGGACCAUCGGUUUUGAUGAGAGAUUCGGCAAUUCCGUACGCCUACAGCAGGCGCUGAUGUACUAUCGACCUCAUCCAGACAACUCUCAAUACUCAUUCCCUCUCGAUUUCUGCCCCAUCUACGACUCCAACAAGAAGGAAAUCAUUCAUAUCGAUAUCCCCAAGAUCCGACGACCUCUCAAUCAAGCCCCGCCAAACGACUAUCACGUAAAGUCUAUCGAGGAGUCGGGCGGCUACAGGACAGAUAUCAAGCCCAUCAAUAUCACCCAACCUGAAGGUGUGAGCUUCAAGAUCAACGGCCGUAUCAUCGAAUGGCAAAACUGGUCCGUUCAUGUUGGUUUCAACUACAGGGAAGGCAUUGUCCUUAACAACAUCACCUAUUUCGAUAAGAACGAAAGCAAGGCACGACCGGUCUUUUACAGACUUUCUCUUGCUGAAAUGGUCGUACCCUACGGCAAUCCUGAACGCCCACAUCAACGCAAGCACGCUUUCGAUCUCGGUGAAUACGGUGGCGGAUACAUGACCAACUCUCUUAGCCUAGGCUGUGAUUGUAAAGGCAGCAUCCACUACAUGGACGCCGAUUUUGUCAACAAGGCCGGCUCAGCCCAAACCAUCAAGAAUGCUAUUUGCAUCCACGAAGAAGAUGCCGGUAUCCUCUUCAAGCACACCGAUUUCCGUGAUGACUCGGUCGUUGUGACCCGUGCUCGAAAACUCAUCAUCAGCCACGUCUUUACCGCUGCAAACUACGAAUACUGCGUGUACUGGAUCUUCCACCAAGACGGCACUGUUCAGCUGGAGAUCAAGCUCACCGGUAUCCUGAACACCUAUGCUAUGAACCCUGGUGAGGACACCAAGGGCUGGGGCACAGAAGUUUACCCUGGCGUCAACGCACACAACCAUCAACAUCUGUUCUGCAUGCGAAUUGACCCAAAUGUCGACGGCCCCAAUAACACCAUCUUCCAAGUCGACGCCGCCCAAGGUCCUGGCGAAAUCGGCUCCGAGGAGAACUUCUACGGCAACGCCUUCUACGCUAAGAAGAAGAAGUACACCAAUCCCGUCGAAGCCAUGGCCGACUAUGACGGCUCCACCUCGCGCACCUGGGAGAUCGCGAACGAGAACAAGCUGAACCCAUACUCACACAAACCCGUCUCCUACAAGCUGGUCAGCAGAGAAGUCCCGACCUUGCUCCCCAAGAAGGGUGGACUGGUCUGGAAACGUGCCGGCUUUGCCCGCCAUGCCGUGCACGUCACCAAGCACUCCGACGACCAACUAUACCCUGCAGGCCGCCACGUGCCCCAGACUUCUGGUGAACCGUCCAUGGGUCUGCCACAAUGGAUCGAGAGCCACCCUGACGAGAAGAUCGAUAACGAAGACAUCGUGCUGUGGCACACCUUUGGCAUUACCCAUUUCCCGUCACCCGAAGAUUUCCCCGUCAUGCCGGCUGAGCCUAUGACCCUGCUGUUGCGGCCAAGAAAUUUCUUCCUUCGGAACCCUGCACUCGAUGUCCCACCCAGCUAUGCCCGGACACCUACCCAGGUUGCUGCUGGAAGCACAGGUUGCGAUUGCUCGGAUAAGAAGAGCGUUGCUGUUUGAGCAUACCCAGAUAGGGGAACCGUGGCAUGGGUGGAUUUUGAAAUUUAGCGAAACGUGAAAAAAUGUCCUACGACUUAUCAUAGUGUUGUACGCAGUAUUCUAAGAUGA
Molecule: messenger RNA, 2457 nt
Organism: Exophiala viscosa
Lineage: Eukaryota; Fungi; Ascomycota; Eurotiomycetes; Chaetothyriales; Herpotrichiellaceae
Product: primary-amine oxidase
Exons: 2
Coding region: 301-2349 (682 amino acids)
Biological process (GO): amine metabolic process
Molecular function (GO): copper ion binding; primary methylamine oxidase activity; quinone binding
Source: RefSeq, a predicted model, not a curated record